Molecule: messenger RNA, 620 nt
Organism: Phasianus colchicus (ring-necked pheasant)
Lineage: Eukaryota; Metazoa; Chordata; Aves; Galliformes; Phasianidae
Source: RefSeq, a predicted model, not a curated record
UUGAAAUGACAAAUAGACAUUUUUUGGGGGGGAGAAAUAUUCAUUUGAGGAGCGAGAGUGAAAGAAAUGCUUCUUUUGUGGAUGGGGGAACGACCAAAUUUGAGGGGGGGGGUCUUCCUCACUGUGCCCCCCUCCCCAUCCCCAAGGUGCUGCUGAUGGUGGGGCUGCCGGGCUCUGGGAAAACCCAAUGGGCUCAAAAACACAGCGCAGAGAACCAGGAGAAACGUUACAACAUCCUGGGCACGGAGCUGGUGCUGCACCAGAUGAGGACAAGGGGUCCUGAAGUGGAAGAGCUGGACGCCAAGAGCAAGGACCUGCUGAUCCAGCAGGCUGCCCAGUGCCUUAGCAAGCUGGUUCAGAUCGCUCCCAGAGCCAAGAGGAACUUCAUCCUCGACCAGUGCAACGUGUACAACUCGGGGCAGCGGCGCAAGCUGUUGGCAUUCAAGGGGUUCUGCCGUAAGGUGGUGGUGGUGGUGCCCACUGAGGAUGACUGGAAGAAGAGGCUGGAGCUGCGUAAAGAGGCCGAGGGGGAGGAUGUGCCCGAGUCUGUCAUGCUGGAGAUGAAAGGUGGGCUUCAGGAAUGGUGCUUGGAGACCCAGAAAUGACCCUCGGGGGCCUAG